CCAAGGUGGACAGCGUGGCAACCUAGUCGCUGCAAUCAAAGAACCAAGCUUGGCCUCCAGCCCCCAACUAACAGUACAUAACGAUGUGGCUACGUACCUAAGUUUUUCACAAGUUUUCCCACUUAAUGAUUGGGAAGUUCCUUUAAUCGCAAAUUUUAUGAGAACUCUGGACUUCAUAGUUGACAAAAAUUUUGUAUACCUAUCAGUCUCCAUGGAAUGAUUGAUUGUUAUACAGAGAAAUAAAUUUCGUCAGAAUGAGUUCCAACAAGAGAGUAUCUUACUUUUAUAAUCCAGACGUGGGCAAUUUCCACUAUGGCCCUGGACACCCUAUGAAGCCUCACAGACUUUCAGUCAUUCACAGUCUCGUGCUUGAAUACGAUCUACACAAAAAAAUGCAGAUUUACAGACCUUACAGGGCCAGCACACACGAUAUGUGUCGUUUUCAUUCCGAGGACUAUGUAGACUUUUUGCAAAGGGUCACGCCGCAAAAUCUACAAAAUUAUACAAAAUUUCUCUCCAAUUUUAACGUGGGUGAUGACUGUCCAGUUUUUGAAGGUCUUUUCGACUUUUGCUCCAUGUACACAGGAGCAUCCUUAGAAGGUGCCACCAAAUUGAACACAAAGAGCUGUGAUAUAGCCAUUAAUUGGAGCGGAGGACUGCAUCACGCAAAAAAAUUUGAGGCUUCGGGUUUUUGUUACAUCAAUGACAUAGUGAUUGCCAUUCUCGAGCUACUGAAGUACCAUGCUCGUGUCCUUUACAUCGAUAUCGACGUACACCACGGGGACGGCGUCCAAGAGGCUUUUUACCUUACGGAUCGUGUGAUGACUGUGUCUUUCCACAAGUACGGCAACUAUUUUUUUCCAGGCACUGGCGAUAUGUAUGAGAUCGGAGCUGAGAGUGGACGCUACUACUCGGUGAACGUACCUCUAAAAGAAGGCAUCGAUGAUGCCUCCUACAUCCAAGUAUUUAAGCCCGUGAUUAACCACGUCAUAGAGUUCUUUCGACCCACAGCUAUAGUGCUACAGUGCGGUGCAGAUUCCUUAGCCAACGACCGGCUGGGUUGCUUCAGCCUCAGCACCAAAGGUCAUGGCGAGUGUGUGCGUUUCGUUCGGGAUCUCAACGUGCCGUUACUGACCGUUGGAGGUGGCGGCUACACACUACGUAACGUUGCGCGAUGUUGGACAUACGAGACCUCGUUGCUCGUGGAUGAACAAAUCAGUAAUGAACUUCCCCUUACCGAGUACAUCGAGUACUUUGGACCAGACUUUGUGCUACACCCGGAAGUCGUUACAAGACAGGACAAUGCCAACAGCAAGCAGUAUCUUGAGGCUAUAACGCGACAUGUCUAUGAUAAUCUAAAGAUGCUGCAACACUCGCCCAGCGUUCAGAUGCAGGAUGUGCCCUGUGAUUUGCUGCUACCUGUAGAUGAGAGACAACCAGAGCCUGAUCCUGAUUCUAGGACAAACACGCAGGACCUCGAUAAAAUUGUCGAACCAGCAAACGAAUAUUACUCGGGAGAAAAGGAUCAGGACAAAAUGGAUACCACGGACUCGUGAUUUCGUGGAAUUUGGUAACGAAAAACGAAAAACAUCCGUCUCGAAGUUUUAUUUAAUGUUUACUCAGUACU
Messenger RNA from Copidosoma floridanum, 1627 nucleotides. RefSeq names its product histone deacetylase 3 (gene HDAC3). The record is from RefSeq and is a predicted model, not a curated record. Lineage: Eukaryota; Metazoa; Arthropoda; Insecta; Hymenoptera; Encyrtidae. Gene Ontology annotation, molecular function: histone deacetylase activity. Gene Ontology annotation, biological process: epigenetic regulation of gene expression.